GCUUGUGUUAACAGCAACUUGUUCAUUUCUGCGACAGCUACCGGGAGGGCCCAGGCCACCUGGAAAAGCCUGCUGCACGUCCCCUAUGGAGAUGGAGAAGGGGAGAGAGUGGACAUCUACUUUCCCAACAAGGCAGCUGAAGGUGCCUUGCCUUUCUUCCUGUUCUUUCACGGAGGAUACUGGCAGAGCGGAAGUAAGGACCAGUCCGCCUUCAUGGCCGACCCACUGGCAGCGCAGGGAGUGGCCGUGGUGAUAGUGGGUUACAACAUCGCCCCUAAAGGUACCCUGGACCAGAUGGUAGACCAGGUGACCCGCAGCAUUGCGUUUGUCCAGAAGCGGUAUCCAAGCAAUGAGGGAAUUUACCUGUGUGGACACUCAGCCGGGGCCCACCUGGCUGCCAUGAUGCUCCUGGCCGACUGGACCAAGCAUGGAGUCACGCCCAACCUCAAAGGCUUUUUCCUGGUGAGCGGAGUCUUUGACCUGGAGCCUAUGGUGUAUACGUCACAGAACGUUGCUCUCCAGCUGACCCUGGAGGACGCUCGGAGGAACAGCCCCCAGCUGAAGGUGGCCCAGGCGCAGCCGGCGGACCCCUCCUGCCCUGUGCUGGUGGUCGUGGGCCAGUUCGACUCCCCCGAAUUCCACCGACAGUCCUGGGAGUUUUACCAGAUCCUGUGUCAAGGAGGGUGGAAAGCCUCGUUUGAAAAGCUCCGUGACGUGGAUCACUUUGAAAUCAUUGAGACUCUGACCCAGAAGGACAGCGUGCUCACCCAGAUUAUCUUGAAAACAAUCUUCCAGUAGUUCUGACAAUACCAGGAGCCUGGUCCACAUGCAUUCCACCUUGGGAAGCCUCACCACAGAGCUCUCAGAGCCGAAGCUGAUGGUUUAGUCGUCCCCAGCGCCCAGGAGAGCCUUGCUGAGUCUGCCUGCCCAGAAACAGUCCAUUGUCACUGCUGGGACACUCGUGAAAAUCUCCAGAUCCUUCCUCUUCCCAGCCCGGAUGGAGCUCUAGGGAGGGUCUGGGGAAGGUCUAUGAGUCAAUGCUCUGAGAUGCUGGAGCCGCCUCUUAGCCUCGCCUGGCCCCUCGUCUGCUGACAGAAUGUGACAAAAAUGACUUACCUCCAGUGUUUUUGUAUGACCCACAAGCUAAGAAUGACUUUGCAUUUUUAGAUGGUUCAUAAAGGGUCACAAAAGAGUAUUAUUUCAUAACACAUAAAAAUUAUAUCAAACUUAAAUUUCCAUGUCGAUAAAUAAAGUUGUAUUGGAAUACGG
Messenger RNA from Sapajus apella (tufted capuchin), 1269 nucleotides. It is a transcript of the gene AFMID, whose product is annotated as arylformamidase. The transcript is spliced from 9 exons. The record is from RefSeq and is a predicted model, not a curated record. NCBI's taxonomy places the organism in Eukaryota, Metazoa, Chordata, Mammalia, Primates, Cebidae. Gene Ontology annotation, molecular function: arylformamidase activity. The annotation marks the transcript as partial.